Molecule: messenger RNA, 3996 nt
Organism: Penaeus monodon (black tiger shrimp)
Lineage: Eukaryota; Metazoa; Arthropoda; Malacostraca; Decapoda; Penaeidae
Product: serine/arginine repetitive matrix protein 1-like
Exons: 8
Coding region: 469-3996 (1175 amino acids)
Source: RefSeq, a predicted model, not a curated record
UGUGUUUGUGUGUCUGCGUUGAGAACUGAGUUGAACUAUGACUGGUGAUGGAAAAGGUCAUCUCAUUUCUCACUGCGUGUCGACGGAACCUUUGAAUCUGUUUGUGUGUGUUUGUUUGCGACGGUUUGUGCGACUCGCCUUCAGCACUGUUUACCGUAUAAAGAGUGCUUUGAAGGGGGAACGCUCGUAAUCGGGUGCUAAUGUGAUUCGUGUACAUAGCCUGUUCCAUAGUAUUUACGCUGUUUGUGUGACGACGGAGGAUAUUUGAUCUCCGAGGAACGGGCGCCGACCUACAUCAGUGGCGAGUCCGUGGACGAGGACGAGCCCCUGAGCAUCAGCGACGAGGACGAGGCCGAUGAGAUUUUGAGCGAGUUCUCCAGCCCGAGGAUUUUGAGGAGGAACCUCCCCGCGUCAGCCUCGCCUCCGCCGGCCAUCUUCGUCUCGUCGCCCGAGGAGACCGAGAUCGCGAUGGCCAUGGACCCGACGCGGCAGAGGACGAGGGCCUUCGAGGUCUACAACGUGGGUUACGAAGACGAUGCGAUGGUUCAGGAGCUGCGCGAAGGAGGCGGCAGGAGCGUCGGGUCCGGCUUCGGGACGGGGCCGAGAGGCCUUUGCGAUCAGGGGAGUCUCGGGACGCUGGCGGCCUCGAAGGACUCUGUGAAUGGCGGUCAGGAUCCCCUCUCGGGUCCUUUGGGGGACAACCCGAACUUUCUGAUGGCGAUCGAUCCGAAGACCAAUUCCACUUCGAACUUCUCCGGGGGAUUGGAGAUCAUUGAUGCCGAUGAAGACGACGGAUGGACUCCUGUAGGGGAGGUAACUUUCCGACAGGAGCCGACGUCAGUCACCUCGAACAAACACAAGAGUCCAGAGAAGAAAGGCAACGGAAAGAAGCAAGGGUCCCUGAAGCAGCUACUUUCGCCGAAGAAGUCUGCCAAGAAGAAAACGCUGGCGGAAGCCAACAUCGAAUCGUCUCCCAGGAAAUCUCCGAAAAGCUCCCCGAAGAAUUCUCCGAAGAAUUCCCCCAUAACGCCGAGGAGCAUUCUGCCGGAGAUCCUCGAGUCCUCGGCCGUGCAGUACCGCCCCGUGUACCAGACGCAGCACCUCGGGAACUCGAACCUGGUGCCCAAGCCCUAUGUGUCCAGGUACUCUGCUGACAGGCCCUACAGAGCUCCUGUCGCGUCGCCUCGCACGUUCCUCACGCAGAUGGAAGCGAAAGGGGAGCAGAAGGCAAAAGAGAACAAGAAGAGUGAGGGAGUCAAGGCUGUGAGGGAAUCUAAAGACACACGAGGGAAGGUUAAAAAAUCACCAACAACUACUCCAAAAGAAACCCUAGACCCUGCGGCAAGCUUUGAUUCAGCCUCUCUGGUGACAAAGCCAUGUCCCACUCGGCCUGCACCAAGUCCCACUCGGCAUGCACCAAGUCCCACUCGGCAUGCACCAAGUCCCACUCGCCCUGCACCAAGUCCCACUCAACUCGUGUCAAGUCCUCCUCUUCCUGAAUCAGUUCCAGCUAAGCCCGCCCCCAGUCCCACUCAACCUGAACCAGUUCCAACAAAGCCUGCACCCAGUCCCACUCAUCCUGCACCAGAUUCCACUCAGCCUGCACCGGAUCUCGCUAAGCCUGCCCUGAGCCCCACUCAACCUGUACCUAUUCCCAUUCAUCCUGCACCAGGUCGUACUCAGCAUGAACCAAGUCCUAUUCUAGAGAUGAAACCCGGAGAUGACGAACAUUCUUUAAACAAAUGUGAACAAGAAAUCACUCCCCACAAAGACAGUGCAAGAAAUCCCCCUUCGAGGCGAUCUCGCCCAAAUUCGCUCAUACUCACAGAUGCAGCGUCAGUCGAAUCUGGGGACCCUGAAGAGAAGCCAAAGGAGAAGAUAACUAGGUCGUUGUCUCCUCUAGAAGAUCAAAAGUCACUUCCUUCUGCCCGUGAUCUGGGUCAGCAAGCGAGCCGUGCCUUGUCCUCUUUAGCAGUUGCUUCAAAAGACACUGAAAAGCCCGAAAAGACUGCUUUAUAUAACUGUUCAAAUCAGCCCUUUAACUCCUUCGGUGAACUUGAGGCCUUGAGGAGCCAGUCUCCUCGGCCGGAAUCCCCGCCUGACACAGCCUUCGCCAAAGAAGAGCCAAGCCAAGGUGAAGAGGGCUAUGGCAUCAACACAAGUGACUUUGAUUAUGCUGAUGGGUCUGCUGAAGCUAUCAACCAGUUGGAAGACAUGCUGGAACGGGAACAAACAGACUCACCCCCUGUUAACACUGAGGCACCGACGUUGUUGUCGGCAGCCAGUGCCAGCACCCUCAGCCGUGAUUCUCUCGAUAGCUUCCUCAACGACGACAUGGGUAGUCUCACAAACUUCGUCACACAGAAGACCCUAGAAUGUCAGGCGAGAAAAGGCCCCAAGCCUGACGAAAGGAAAGCAGAUAAAGAGGACGAAGGAAGGAAGAAGAGGAACUUACAGGAUGAAGGCGAAAGUUUCCAAAGUAUGGGAGAGAGCGUCGAUUUCUGCUUCGAAGAAGUCGAAGAUUCGCCCACACACGCCCCAGCAGAGGGACCCGCCGAUGACGACGAGAAGAAGGGCAGCAAACUCUCACCGACGUUCAGCAAAUUCACCCAGAAGGUCUCGGACAAGAAUAAAGAGAACGAGGAGAAGAGUAAGUCCCCGAGUCGAUUCAGUCCAAGGAACUUUCUUUCGUUGGGGAACAAAGACAAGAACAAAUCCAAAAACAAGUCCCCGACGCCCGACAGCAGUGCCAAGACGGAGGGCUGGACGACGGAGGCCAUCGAGGAGUACCUGGUCCAGAACAAGAAGGAGGAAACCGUCCGUCUUGGUCUCAUGGACGACAAAGACGUCGAGGUCCACCAGGCGAAGAAGGCAGGCCAGAUCUCUUCGAAGGAAGACCUGCGGCUGCCCGAAGUGACAGUCCACGAGAUCGUAACCAUCCGGCCGGACAGCUGCUGCAAGAAGCGCCCGGCGCCCGUCCCGCCGCAAGGGAAGUCCUCCGCGUGGAAGCCCGAGGACAUCGAGAAUUACCUCCUGGAACACAAUGCCGACGAAAACCUUCGUCUCGGGCUCUUGUCGCAGGAGGACAUCCAGAUCUAUGAAUGGAAACGAGCCACGGGCAUGUCCCCGAUCUGCGACACGAGCUGGACGCGCGAGACCCUGCGCAAGAACAAGGUUAUCCGCGGGUCGUCCUCGUCCUCCAUGAGCCCCCCCGAGUCCGACCCACCGUCGCCGAUGGUGCCGCGGAGCGCCGAAAAGCCCGAGGCCGACCUCUCCGAACGACCCGUGACCCCAAUGGCCGAGGCGAGGCGCUGGUCGUCCGAGAGGGCCGUCGACGUGCCCGCGACCCCCACCAGCCUGCACCCGAAGCCGCCCAGGCGUCGCGCAAGGGCCCCCCUCCCCCCCUCGCCCGCCAGAGCGUCCGUGGGCGGCGUCUCGACUCCCACCAGGACUUCAGGACACUUCGCCUUCAGGGGCUUCAAGCUUGGGCAGCGCGUGACGAAGAACGUGGGCAUCUCCCUCCUGAGCCAGUCCAUCACCGGAGCCAAGGAGCCCAAAGGUGACCCGACCUCGCCUGCUCAGGGGAGGAAAGCCUUGCCCGCCCCGGUGCCUCAGCCCGAGAGCCAGCCUGAGAGCCAGCCUGAGAGCAAGCCUGAGAGCAAGUUAGAGGGCAAGCCGCGGAGACUUGCUCUGGAGAAGAUUGGUGUUCGUUUGCCAGGCAUGGGAGGAAAAGAAGUCACCACACCGGAUACUCCCCCUGCAGCGACUACCCCACAGCCAGGCACCCCGAUCUCCGCGGAAGACGAGAGUGUCCAGAGAAGGAUAUCGGGAGAUAAGAAGGCGGGAGAGAUAACCCCAGUCAAAAAGGAGAAGCCGUACAGGAAGCUCGCAAGACUGUUGGGGAAGGAUGUGUCUCCGGCCUCAACGCCUGCUCCGCCCAUUGAGGUUCCGGCCCACGCUCUCUUUUUACGCGAGUCUACCCGUAAAUCGACAUAA